GGCCCUGCCGGCCACCGUAGCGCUCACGUGGGGCCGGCGGCGCGGCGGUCACAUGACCGGCCGGUGAGUCGGGCAGGGGCUGGCGGAGGUGUGCGCUGCCGCCGCCCCGCAUGGCCAACGUCGCCAAGAAGGUGUCCUGGUCCGGCCGCGACCGCGACGACGAGGACGAGGACGAGCAAGCGGGCGAGACUACCCCCCUGCUCAAUGGCACCGGGCCGGGAGCGGCGGCGGGCGGCCGGCAGCUCACUCCUUCCUCCUUCCUGCGCAUUGGGCAGCUGAGCAAUGUGGACCUCAAUGAGGACAUCCGUGAGCUGGAGACAGAGCUCCCUCGGCAGCAUCCCAAUGAGAUCCCGCACAGCGAGAAGCUCCUGUCGCUCAAGUACGAGAGCCUGGACUAUGAUAACAGUGAAAACCAGCUGUUCCUGGAGGAGGAGAGGAGGAUAAACCAUGCCGCGUUCCGCACGGUGGAGAUCAAGCGCUGGGUCAUCUGUGCCAUGAUCGGCAUCCUCACCGGCCUCGUCGCCUGCUUCAUUGACAUCGUGGUGGAGAAUCUGGCUGGGCUGAAGUACAGGGUGGUGAAGGACAACAUUGACAAGUUCACGGAGAAAGGGGGCCUGUCUUUCUCCCUCUUACUCUGGGCCAGCCUCAAUGCCAGCGUGGUGAUGGUGGGCUCUGUGAUCGUUGCUUUCAUUGAGCCCGUGGCAGCUGGCAGUGGCAUUCCCCAGAUCAAAUGUUACCUCAACGGCGUGAAGAUCCCACAUGUUGUCCGGCUCAAGACCCUGGUGAUCAAAGUCUGUGGGGUCAUCCUCUCGGUGGUCGGUGGCCUGGCUGUGGGGAAGGAAGGACCCAUGAUUCACUCUGGAGCAGUGAUUGCUGCUGGGAUCUCCCAGGGCAGAUCCACAUCUUUAAAGCGAGACUUCAAGAUCUUCGAGUACUUCCGCAGAGACACCGAGAAGAGGGACUUUGUGUCGGCUGGAGCUGCUGCUGGCGUCUCGGCUGCCUUUGGUGCCCCCGUGGGGGGUGUCCUCUUCAGCUUGGAAGAGGGAGCUUCCUUCUGGAACCAAUUCCUGACGUGGAGAAUCUUCUUUGCCUCCAUGAUCUCAACGUUCACUCUCAACUCUGUCCUGAGUGUUUACCACGGCAAUGCUUGGGAUCUCUCCAGCCCUGGGCUCAUCAACUUUGGCAGGUUUGAUACUGAGAAAAUGGGAUACACAAUCCAGGAAAUUCCUAUCUUCAUCUUCAUGGGAGUGGUUGGUGGGAUCCUUGGGGCCCUGUUCAAUGCCCUCAAUUACUGGUUAACGAUGUUCAGGAUCAGGUACAUCCACCGGCCCUGCCUGCAGGUGGUCGAGGCCAUGCUGGUGGCAGCAGUGACAGCGACUGUGGGCUUUGUCAUGAUUUAUUGCUCCAGAGACUGCCAGCCCAUCCAGGGGAGCACAGUGGCAUAUCCCCUGCAGCUUUUCUGUGAUGAUGGAGAGUACAAUUCUAUGGCCACUGCCUUCUUCAACACACCUGAGAAGAGCGUUGUCAACCUCUUCCAUGACCCUCCAGGUUCCUACAACCCUAUGACACUAGGCAUGUUCACACUGAUGUAUUUCUUCCUGGCCUGCUGGACCUAUGGCCUCACUGUGUCUGCAGGGGUCUUCAUUCCUUCCCUGCUGAUUGGUGCUGCUUGGGGGAGGCUGUUUGGCAUCUCCUUGUCCUACCUGACCAAAGGCUCGAUCUGGGCUGAUCCUGGAAAGUAUGCCCUGAUGGGAGCUGCUGCACAGCUGGGUGGGAUUGUGCGGAUGACGCUAAGUCUCACUGUCAUCAUGAUGGAGGCAACAGGCAAUGUCACCUAUGGCUUCCCCAUCAUGUUGGUGCUGAUGACAGCAAAGAUUGUUGGAGAUUACUUCGUGGAGGGGCUCUAUGACAUGCACAUUCAGCUACAGAGUGUGCCCUUCCUGCACUGGGAGGCUCCGGUAACAUCCCACUCCCUCACAGCCAGAGAGGUCAUGAGCACUCCUGUCACUUGCCUGCGGAGGAUCGAGCGUGUGGGCACUGUUGUGGACAUCCUCAGCGACACCUCCUCCAACCACAAUGGCUUCCCAGUAGUGGAAAGCAAUCCUGAUACCACACAGGUGGCAGGACUGCGGGGUUUGAUCCUGCGUUCCCAGCUCAUUGUCCUGCUGAAGCACAAGGUUUUUGUGGAAAGAGCCAACCUGAGCCUGGUGCAGCGCCGGCUGAAGCUGAAGGACUUUCGGGAUGCCUACCCGCGCUUCCCCCCUAUCCAGUCCAUCCACGUCUCCCAGGAUGAGCGCGAGUGCAUGAUUGACCUCAGCGAGUUCAUGAACCCCUCUCCCUACACCGUGCCUCAGGAGGCAUCUCUGCCACGGGUGUUCAAACUCUUCCGAGCCCUGGGACUGCGGCACUUGGUGGUUGUGGACAAUCGCAAUGAGGUGGUGGGCAUGGUCACCCGUAAGGACUUGGCCAGGUACCGGUUGGGGAAGGAAGGCCUGGAGGAGCUCUCGCUGGCACAGACGUGAUGUGAGGUGGCACUGCCCAGUGGAGACAUGCCCCAGAGUGUCAGAACUGGGGAACCUCUUUUGUGGGAAGUAGGGAGAGGACUGGGCCAGCCUGUGCAGGCAUCAUGGUGCCUGGAGCACCAGCAUGGCUGUGCUGCCCUGGCUUCUCUGCCUGUUGCUGCCUUCCCAUGUCUGCUGCCUCUUCUCACCCCUUCCUCUGCUUCCCUGAGGGAUCACAAUGCCCCUUUGGAUCUAUUAACUUCCAGCAAAGGCUGUCCCUGAGGGUGGGUGAAGGCUGGAGUGCACUUAGGGAGCAGAAAUGUCCUGCUGAGCUGGGUACAGUCCUCUGCCACAGCACAUGGCCUCCGUUGUCUCAUUCACCCAUCCUGUCUGGGACCCUAGUCCCUGCUGCAGGGUAGGGUCUGUGUGAGGAGCAGAGGACGUGGGGCUCCCUGUUUCUCCUGCCACAUGACCCGUGGGCUGAGCCCUGGUGUACGCACAUGUGGCUCUACCCCUCCUACUAGAGAAGGGAGCUCUGCCCUGCUCAGCUCUGCAAUAAAAGGGCUCCUGUGGUUCAGCAGCUACUGCCUCUUGUUCUUUCUUGGCUCCUUUGGCCACUGUGACCCCAACCUGAAGGUGGGGAGACACCCCUGGGCUUUGGAGCAGGGAUGGGGAGGGGGAAGCUGCCUUCUCUGGGGCAGUGUUUGCCCUAGUUUAUGCCACUCUGCCUCUCCUGCCUUCCUCACACCUUUCUGCUGCUGCCUCUCUAGUCUGCCCACACUGGGGUCCAGAGCCACUCCUGGAUGUGUUUCUGCACUUGCUGCAGCUUGUUCUGAUUCUUUCCAGCAGCCUGGGCCCCAUCAGGUACUCCCAAACACACCACCAGAUCUGGAUCUGGCCAGGGGCAGGGAGCAGAGCCUGCACUCCCGUGUAUAAGGAUAAAGGGUCUAAUCCUGGUACCCCCACUCCCAUUUCCCACCAUCCUUGUUUCCUUUGCCCUGGGUCUGUCCCCUUCUCUCUCAGGCUGGGGUGCUGUGGUGCCUUGAGGGCCUCAAUGGUGGAAUCCUGUGCUGAAAUAAAGCCUGUUUGUACUUUUA
Molecule: messenger RNA, 3598 nt
Organism: Pogoniulus pusillus (Red-fronted tinkerbird)
Lineage: Eukaryota; Metazoa; Chordata; Aves; Piciformes; Lybiidae
Gene: CLCN7
Product: chloride voltage-gated channel 7
Exons: 25
Coding region: 111-2522 (803 amino acids)
Biological process (GO): chloride transport; transmembrane transport
Cellular component (GO): lysosomal membrane; intracellular membrane-bounded organelle
Molecular function (GO): voltage-gated chloride channel activity
Source: RefSeq, a predicted model, not a curated record